UAUUUGUUUUUUUCACGUUUUCGUCUCACUUUCUCUAAUCUAUAUCUUCUAAGCCCAUCCAUACUUAUUUGAAGCUUUUCCUUCUUUCGUCUUCUUCUUAUUUUUCAUUUAUUUAUUCAUUUUUUUUUUCAAACGAUUCUUCAUAAUCGACUCACCGAGCUCAGGAAUCGGACCUUAAACCCCAUCAAAACGAGGUAGUACAGGGAAGAAUUCGAAGAAGCUCUGGAGUCAUCGCGCAAUUUGGGUCAUCUUGAGUAUGGAAAGAAGUAGAUGGCUUAUAUUGGUGAUAUUUACAUGUUUAUUUGUUUUUUCAGAAGGAAGAGAAUUCAAGGUCAAGCAUACGCAUCAUACUCCAGUCUAUAAUCAUACCCUUACUACUAUAUUAGUGCAUUAUGCUUCUGCGGUGUAUGUUUCCGAUCUGACAGAACUUUUUUCUUGGACUUGCGAAAGAUGUGAUGGGGUAACUGAGGGAUUUCAAAUGAUUGAACUGGUUGUUGACAUCCAGAACUGCUUACAGGCGUUCGUUGGAGUGGCAGAAGAUCUUAACUCUAUCGUAAUUGCAUUCAGAGGAACUCAGGAGAACAGCAUACAGAAUUGGAUUGAAGACUUAUUUUGGAAACAGCUUGAUAUUGAUUACCCCGGCAUGCCUGAUGCAAUGGUGCACCAUGGAUUUUAUCAUGCUUACCACAAUACAAGCAUACGGCCUGCAAUCCUAAAUGCCGUUAAAAGAGCACAGGAUUAUUAUGGAGAUAUUAAUAUUUAUGUAACUGGGCAUUCAAUGGGAGGAGCCAUGGCUGCCUUUUGUGGACUUGAUCUAAUAGUCAAUUGUAAAGCUCAGAAGGUCCAGGUUACCACAUUUGGACAACCUCGCAUUGGGAAUGCAGUUUUUGCUACAUACUACAGUAAAUUUUUACCAAACACAAUACGAGUGACAAAUGGACAUGAUAUUGUGCCUCAUUUACCUCCUUACUAUUAUUAUUUCCCCCAGAAAACCUACCAUCACUAUCCAACAGAGGUGUGGCUUCAUAACGUUGGACUGGAAAGUCUUAUUUAUCCAGUUGAGAAAGUCUGUGAUAGUUCUGGAGAAGACCCAACCUGUAGCAGGUCAGUUAGCGGGAACAGUGUCAUAGACCAUGUGAAUUAUUUUGGUGUCGAUUUAAAGGGCUCGGCAUGGCGAUCCUGUAGAAUUGUGAUGGAUCAUGGUUUGGUAGACUAUGGCAGAACAGAUGCUGAAGGAAAUUUUGUUGUGUCCAGAGAACCUGCAACUCCUCUGAUCAAACUGAAUACACUGUCGGCUGCUGGAGACAACCAUGUUUAAAGUUAAUGAUCUGGUUGGUGAUUGAUUUCUCUCUUCUGAUGCCGAAGACUCAUGAGAGGUUGGUUAUGGGUUUAUCCUUGUUAAGUUUUCUAACGUGUGGGGGCAGAAGGGAAUUUGUAUAUAUAAUCGUGUUUGUACAUCUUUGUUAUGCCACUUGGGGAGUGAGUGACUGCUAGUAUUAUUUGACGAUUAAAUUCAAUGAUGUAUGGUAUUUAACUACGUACAUAAAUUGUAAAUAAUUAAUUGUUUGUUAUAAACAGUUUGAUCAUCAAUUAUAACAAGCACACACAUGGGGUAAUUGCUCUUA
Messenger RNA from Cannabis sativa, 1625 nucleotides. RefSeq names its product lipase. NCBI's taxonomy places the organism in Eukaryota, Viridiplantae, Streptophyta, Magnoliopsida, Rosales, Cannabaceae. The transcript is spliced from 11 exons. Gene Ontology annotation, biological process: lipid metabolic process. The record is from RefSeq and is a predicted model, not a curated record. The coding region runs from base 257 to 1318 and encodes 353 amino acids.